ACCCUCCCCACUCCUCCCCAUACGCCGGGACAGGCGAGCUCGAGGCUUUGAAAAUUAGCCUCCGCUGUGAGCGUCUAAAAUGUUCUUGGCACCCGGGGCGCUGCAGCGAGCCGCGGGGCACUUGUCCAACAUUCGCUCCAGCUCCUCCACCGAGCGAGUCCGGGUCUCUAACACCCCGGCGCUGUCAUCGGCGAGCUCCCGCGGCCAGGCUCGCCUGAGCCCAGUCCCACCAUGCAGCAAGGCCAGGGCUGGGUGCUGCUGGCAGCUCUUCUCCUCGCUGGGCUGGGUCACCCCACAUCCGAGGCCUUCAAGGUGAACAGGCGCCCGGUGCGGACUCGAACCUGCGCCGAUCGGCCGGAGGAGCUGCUGGAACAGCUGUAUGGGAGGCUCACCGCGGGCAUGCUCAGCGCCUUCCACCACACCCUGCAGCUGGAACCGCUGGAGAAAGACCAUAACGUGAGCUGUCCGGCAGGGGGCAGAGCAGCCAGUGAGAAAAAGUACCGCCUCCCUAUCAACCUGCACAGCGUCUCCCCCUGGUCUUACAGAAUUUCCUACAAUCCCACAAGGUAUCCCAAAUACAUUCCUGAAGCGUACUGUCUGUGCAAGGGCUGUCUCACUGGGAUUUAUGGCGAGGAGAAUUUCCACUUCCGCAGCACCCCAGUGUACAUGCCAACCGUCAUCUUGCGCCGCACUUCAGCUUGUGCUGGGGGUCGCUACGUGUACACAGAGGAUUACGUCACUAUCCCUGUGGGGUGCACUUGUGUACCGGAGCAGGAAAAAGAGGCGGACAGUGUCAAUUCCAGCAUAGAUAAGCAAGAAAUGAAGUUGUUGGUAAACCAGAACGACAAGCCAGCAUCUGAAUGAGACCCAUUCAAGGACCCCUGUGUACAACAUUGGCUUCACGUUACUAUUUCACUGACUCAGGAGAUUAUAUAGCAAUAGGGGGGGAAACAAUUUUGUCUUUCUAACUACAUCUGUUGCAGUUAUAAGGCGAAGGCUGUGUUCAGUAGAUUGUUACUCAGCCAUGGCAGACAAGACACAUCAAGUAAGAAGGAUCUUUUCAAAGCUCAGCUUCUUUAAGUUUGUAUUGUUUAGAGUUAAACGCAAUUUUAUUCUAUCCUUGCUUAUUUUGGAUGAAUUUUUAGAAGGUGCUAUAACCGUGUAACAUGCCAGCUACUUUCAUAACAAACUACUGGUUGCAAAUAUUUUACAAUAAUUUUAUAUUCUGCCUUUUGGUAAUUCUAUGUAAAGUCAUUUAACUACGGCACAUGUCCCAUGUUAGCAGUAGAAAGGAAGCCAGUAAUUCUGAUUGCUGGGGUCCUCCUGUUACAUUGCAGACUGUAAAACUCCAAGUGAUGUUCUUGGCUGCUACAACCAUAGCUAUUUAGAGUCUACAAAAUGAGAAACCGUUGCCACCUAGUAUCUUUCAACUGUGUUGACUUGCUAAUGUCAUUCAUAUAAUACUCAAUAAAAGGAGACACUCAUACGAACAUAAGAAUGGCCAUACUGGGCCAGACCAAAGGUCCAUCUAGCUCAGUAUCCUGUCUUCCGACAGUGGCCAAUGCCAGGUGCCCUAGUGGGAAUGAACAGAACAGGUAAUCAUCAAGUGAUCAA
Chrysemys picta bellii (western painted turtle) is the source of this 1614-nucleotide messenger RNA. RefSeq names its product interleukin 17D (gene IL17D). Gene Ontology annotation, cellular component: extracellular region. Gene Ontology annotation, molecular function: cytokine activity. Gene Ontology annotation, biological process: inflammatory response. Lineage: Eukaryota; Metazoa; Chordata; Testudines; Emydidae. The record is from RefSeq and is a predicted model, not a curated record.